CUUGUUUCCAAUAAGAAUGACAGAGUGGCAGGCUACUCGACGGACUUCAUCCGAGGCAAGACCGGUGACCCAAAAGGUGCUCGUAUCCCCAUGGUGUGCCUGUGGGUUUCUCGGUGUUAGGAGCGAGAAGAUGCCGUGGCAAAGAGAGGUUCCCCGGCAUGCCGAAGCCGAAAAAAUGCCCAUGACGGUCGGGGUACUCGGAGAAGCCGGCUUAUGUCAAACCCAUCGUAGCCGGUGUUUCCCCGGGGGGUUUUAGAGGCAUGCGAGAUGAGGCGGACGUUGCUUGCUAGUCGAUCUCAUCCCGCCCCAAACGUGAGUGAGGCCAACUGGACAGGCCCACGUGGCACCAAAGGGAGAGACACCACAAAAGAAAUAUCAUAAUGCAAAAUAAUAGAAAUAAGAGAAAUAAUA
Aspergillus welwitschiae is the source of this 411-nucleotide messenger RNA. RefSeq lists its product as uncharacterized. NCBI's taxonomy places the organism in Eukaryota, Fungi, Ascomycota, Eurotiomycetes, Eurotiales, Aspergillaceae. The record is from RefSeq and is a predicted model, not a curated record. The transcript has 2 exons. Bases 17 to 256 code for a protein of 79 amino acids.